AUGAAAACAAUCGAUCCACAAUUUCAGGAUGUGAUUGGUAAUGCCUCGGACGGUACUUCUAUGGACUACUUGAAGGUUUGCAAGAUCUAUGGCUGUGAAACAUGUCACGGAAAGGUAGACCACUACGCGUACGAAAAGGACAUGAAACGUAUGAAAACACCGAAACUGACGUUCUCUCUUGAUGGUUGCAAGGAUAAUGAGGGACAAGAGCAAUGCGAACAGCUUCUUUUGGGUCGCCAGCUGAAUUGUGCCAAAGAUGAAGACAAAGCUCGCUAUUCGGAUCCGUGGAGAUGUGAAGUGCAGCUUGCGUAUCAGAAGAUGGACUGCAAUGAAGAUACAGAAACCGCCAGCUGCUGCGUCACAUGUUCGUUAUAUCGCAAUUAUAUGCGCUCAGACUGA
Cylicocyclus nassatus is the source of this 399-nucleotide messenger RNA. NCBI's taxonomy places the organism in Eukaryota, Metazoa, Nematoda, Chromadorea, Rhabditida, Strongylidae. The record is from the annotation of a GenBank genome assembly.